Messenger RNA from Carlito syrichta (Philippine tarsier), 1388 nucleotides. RefSeq names its product Rho GDP dissociation inhibitor alpha (gene ARHGDIA). Gene Ontology annotation, biological process: Rho protein signal transduction. The record is from RefSeq and is a predicted model, not a curated record. Gene Ontology annotation, cellular component: membrane; cytoplasm; cytosol. The transcript is spliced from 6 exons. Gene Ontology annotation, molecular function: Rho GDP-dissociation inhibitor activity; protein binding. Lineage: Eukaryota; Metazoa; Chordata; Mammalia; Primates; Tarsiidae. Bases 46 to 786 code for a protein of 246 amino acids.
CCCCCACCUGCCCACAGGUGUCCCUGACCCAGGCGAGUGGUGAGCAUGGCCGAGCAGGAGCCCACAGCCGAGCAGCUGGCACAGAUUGCAGCUGAGAACGAGGAGGAUGAACACUCGGUCAACUACAAGCCCCCAGCCCAGAAGAGCAUCCAAGAGAUCCAGGAGCUGGACAAGGAUGAUGAGAGCCUGCGAAAGUACAAGGAGGCCCUGCUGGGCCGUGUGACUGUCUCUGCAGACCCCAACGUCCCCAACGUCACUGUGACCCGCCUGACCCUGGUGUGCAGCAGCGCCCCGGGCCCCUUGGAGCUGGACCUGACAGGUGACCUGGAGAGCUUCAAGAAGCAGUCGUUUGUGCUGAAGGAGGGUGUGGAAUAUCGGAUAAAGAUCUCUUUCCGGGUGAACAGAGAGAUCGUGUCGGGCAUGAAGUACAUCCAGCACACAUAUAGGAAAGGCGUCAAGAUUGACAAGACUGACUACAUGGUGGGGAGCUACGGGCCCCGGGCAGAGGAGUAUGAGUUCCUGACCCCCAUGGAGGAGGCACCAAAGGGUUCCCUCACCCUGUCAUGCCUGAGUCCUGGCUUUAGAAGGAAGUGGAGCAUCCUGUGGGGUCUCCUGGGGUGCUUUCAUCCUCUUGAGCCCUGUCUCCUGCUUCCAAGGUGGAGCGGGGCACAGGACCUCAUGGGGGCCAGGCCAUCUCUCUGGCCAGUUCAUCCAUCGCUGUCAGUACCGUCUAACCAUGAUGCCUUAACAUGUGGCACGUGCUGUGGGGGCCUCACUAACCUCUAACUCCCCCGUGUCUGCAUGAGCAUGUGGUCUCCCCUGCCCCGUUCGCGAAGCCGGUAACCUGGGGAGGUGUCGGGGGUGCUGCUGCUGCUGCUGGCCUGCCAGGGCCCAGCCAGCCCCUCCCCUCCCCCACCAGGCCUGUGGGGACGGCUCUGGUGGCUUGGGGAAAGCCAAAUUGCCAAAACUCAAGUCGCCUCCAGUCCCAUCCCGGAGGCCUCUGCCUUCUCUGUCUCAGUGGGUGGAGCUCAAUCCACCCCCCAGAGAGCCCUGGAGGACAAAGCCAGCGGCCGAGCCUUACUCAUCCCACCUGGGCCCGCCGGCCUGGAAUUGCGUGCCUGGCCUGUCAGUAUUUAUUGCCUCCAUAUGUGCCGUCCCUGGGCCGGCUGGCCUGUGCCUCUGCCCCCAGGCUCUCGGUGCCACCAUCCCGGGCAGGCCCUCCCCAGCCCAGCAGGACAAAUGUGGGACCAAGCGCACACAGCUGAGAGCCGUCUCCUGUGCCUCCCUGCCCCGUCCCCGGUCUUCGUGUCGUGUCUGCCGGGCUCAGGCAGAGGCGCCUGUCCCUGCUUCUCCUUUUCUGACCGGGAAAUAAACGCCCCCGAAGGAGC